AUGUCGUUUUCUUCGAGAGAUUACCUUUUUCUCCAAGAAAUUAGUAGCAAUAUUAUGCCUCAUGAUCAACCAAAUCGUCCUACUAAUAAUGUAGCUCCGUAUCGAAUGCGCAUGCAAAUUUUUGACACAACUGUUAUAGAAUUACGUGCCCAACCGAUUGUUAAUGAAGUUGUUGAUGAUGAAGAAAAUUAUAGUGAAUUUUUGGAUGAUAACGAUGAUGAUGAUGAGGACGAUGAGGAGGACGAAGACGUGGACGUGUCUAAAUAUUCUAAAACAAGAACUUAUCAUGUUCCAACUAUGGAUCUUAUAAGUGGUGAUCAUGAUAUUGUUGAUGAAGCAUGUGCUAUUUGCUUAAUUGAAUAUAAUGAAAAAGAUACUAUUGGUACACUUCAAUGUGGCCAUGAAUUUCAUGUUGAAUGUAUCAAGAAGUGGUUGAUGAGAAAGAAAACAUGUCCCUAUUGUAGAGCUCAACUUUUGCCCUCACAUGAAAAAAUAUCAUCCUCUUAAUUUGAAAUGCUUUUAUUUCUAUUUUGCUUGUGAUUGUGAUUCGAAGAG
Molecule: messenger RNA, 555 nt
Organism: Solanum pennellii
Lineage: Eukaryota; Viridiplantae; Streptophyta; Magnoliopsida; Solanales; Solanaceae
Product: RING-H2 finger protein ATL79-like
Exons: 1
Coding region: 1-507 (168 amino acids)
Cellular component (GO): nucleus
Molecular function (GO): ubiquitin protein ligase activity
Source: RefSeq, a predicted model, not a curated record